UGUUGUUGCGGUGGCGGUGGUUGUGUUGGUGAGGGAGAUGAUGGGUGUGCGCGAGGGGUUGAAGGGGCCGAGGAUUUGGAAGGUGCCGAAGUUGGGGAUGGUGUAGUCCGUGGUGCAGUAGAAGGAGUCGAGCGUGGAGGUUAGGGGUUGGCAGGUGCUGUUGAUGUAGGGGGAUGAGAGACGUGGUGGAUGUGGGUUAGAUCAGAGGUCUCGGAUUUGGUUUGUAAGGUUGUGAUACCCGAAACAAUGAUGCAAGCUACAUACCCGCGACUGAACCCAAACGUAUUUCCACUCAAUGUCAAGAUGCUCUCAAACACCGUGGUGCCGUUCCCGCCCGCGACCUGGGUGCUGUUUGCAAACUGUUCUUCAAAGACAAACUCCUCAAAUUUCUGCGAUGCGGGGCAUGGGCUCGUUGUCGCUGCUGAUGCCGAUGUCGCGGUUGUUGCGGCCGGCGCUACGGAUGUGAAGAAAACGGUCUGGAUAUCUGCCGCGAACGCGGUCGGAGUGGGUGUCGCCGCCGUGAUGGCACUGUCUGCUCCUGAUCCAGCCCCGCCGAAUGUGACGACUGCAACGGCGGUAUCCGUCUGCGCUGCGUGCACGACGACGGUAGCGGUUUCGAGUACGGUAGAGUCGGCUUGGCGGCGGUUCAGGAGACGUUCGAGAUGGAAUUUGAGCGGUAGGCGCAGAGCGGUGGAUGUGGGGAGAUGGAUCGUGAGGAGCGUCAGGAGGAGGACCAGGCUUGCGAGUUGGCUGUGCAUGAUGGGGAUGUGCUAUUCGAGGGUGCUUGCGAGUAGGACGAAGAGUUAUGUAGGUAUUGGGGCAGAGUGCGGACCGAGGGAAGAUGAUCUUGAUAUCGAUGGUCGGCAACGAGCGAGCAACGUUGCGAGCAGAAGGUAGUAUGAAAGCGGAGCACAACAGACCAGCUGGGUUACAAAAACAGACAAGUUUUACACCACAGCUUCAAGCGCAUAAGUUAUCAGGGAUCCGGAGACCGUUGUGGUGUGGGAUGUUUCGACCGUUUCUCCGUGGCAGCUAGGUGAAAGCAAACAAAGCGGGAAAGAAAGUGAUGCCAGGGCUCUCAGAGAGGCGGGAAAGCUGCACUACUUAUGUACUGGCGUCGGAACAGUAAUAAGAGAUCCCCUGCGCACAUGGAUGGGGACGAGCUGCAGCC
Fimicolochytrium jonesii is the source of this 1171-nucleotide messenger RNA. RefSeq lists its product as uncharacterized. The transcript has a single exon. Bases 190 to 897 code for a protein of 235 amino acids. NCBI's taxonomy places the organism in Eukaryota, Fungi, Chytridiomycota, Chytridiomycetes, Spizellomycetales, Powellomycetaceae. The record is from RefSeq and is a predicted model, not a curated record.